AUUAAGAGAGAAAACAUACUGUGUCAAUCCGCAAUAAAGUAGGUGAAAUGUGUUUGAAUUUGUGUAAAAUAAUCUAAUUAAUAAGUUAAUGAGCUAGUUUAGUUGAUAAUAACUUCAAGAAUUAGUUAAAAGGUACAAAAUGCGGUGGGUGCUAUUAUCAAUAGUUGUGCUACUGUGUACCUCCUACGUGGCUCAGGCUUUUGAGGACCAGGCUCUGGAGGAUGAUGACUUCGCAGAGUUUGAGCAGUUUGAUGCUGAAGACGAUGAUAUAGUCAGUGACUUUGGUGAUGAAAAAGAAGUACCGGCAUCAAAACAGAAGGCGUCAUCUAAAGAACAGUUUGAAGCUAAUGUUGAAACUGAGGAUGAUAUCUUAGUUGAGGAUGAAGACAAUGAGUUCGAGCACUUCCAAGACCCCGAGGAGUUCGAGGGCUUCCAGGACAGUGCGCCGCGUACUUCUGAGCAGCCAAAGAUCACUAUUUCUAAGGUUCCUAUAAUGGUCCGGCCGCGGUGGGACGCGUACUGGCUGGAGGGCAUCCUGUGUUGCCUGCUGGCGGCCUACGCGCUCGCCUACGCGGUCGGCCGCGCUAAGAAUACCUCCAUAGCUGUCAACUUCCUGAAGUUACACAAACCUUUGUUAGAUGAUAACUUUACUUUAGUUGGAGAGACGGGCGCGGACGUGGUGUCCGCGGGCGAGGAGCGCGGCUGGCGGCGCGAGGCCGAGCACUGCUUCACCAUGUGGUGCAGCGGCCGCCUCUGCUGCGAGGGCAUGCUGCUCACGCUCAAGCUCAUCAAGCGCCAAGACCUAGUCCACGUGCUCCUGGGUGUAGUUAGACCAACUCCGGACACGCUCCUCAUCCGCGUGGAGCUGGGCAAAGACGACAGCGACCCCUUCGUGCUGUGUGUCGCGCAGAAGAAGAUCGCCACGCGCCUCUCCAAGGAGAUGCAGGACUUGAGCGUGUUCUGCCCGGAGCGUCGCGCGGGCGACAAGCACGGGCUGCCGGCGACGCUGUCCGUGAUGUCGGAGACGGCGGAGGCCACGGCGGCGCUGCUGGACGCGCGCGUGCAGGCCGCGCUGGCGCGCUACCACCAGCACCUGCACUACAUACACGUGUCCGACCGCUACUCCGGGCCCAAGCAGAUGGAGGAGGGCGGCGUGACGAAGCCCCCGGACACGGAGCGCGUGUUGCUGGUGAGCGUGGCGCUGGGCGCGGACGGCGGCGGCGACGAGCUGCGCCCGCUGCUGCUGCUCGUCUUCCAUCUCAUGGACAAGCUCAAGCGGCUGCGGCUCAGCAAGGAGGCGCUGAGCAAGUGCGAGAAGCGUCGCCAGAAAGUAGCAGAAGCGUGGCUUCGUGGAGCACACGCUGCCCGCCAGGAGCUGGCCGCCGCCAAGCGCGAGGAAAAGCGCAAGCAGGAGAAAGAGAGGAUUCUUGCGGAGGAUGACCCAGAGAAGCAGCGUCGCUGGGAGCUGAAAGAGCAGAAACGUCAGCAGAAGCGCAAAACGCCAAAAAUGAAGCAAUUGAAAGUGAAAGCAUUGUGAUAGCCACGUAUGCGUAUCGGUUCGUUAACCAGCAAUCAGUCAAAUACAAUAUUAUUUACAAUGAACUUUUGUUAUUUAUCUUAAGUGUUACAUACUCAAUAGCUGCGAAUAAAUGAAUUUUAAGUUAUUGUAAUA
Trichoplusia ni (cabbage looper) is the source of this 1672-nucleotide messenger RNA. Its product is annotated as coiled-coil domain-containing protein 47. Lineage: Eukaryota; Metazoa; Arthropoda; Insecta; Lepidoptera; Noctuidae. Gene Ontology annotation, biological process: endoplasmic reticulum calcium ion homeostasis. The record is from RefSeq and is a predicted model, not a curated record. Gene Ontology annotation, cellular component: endoplasmic reticulum. The transcript is spliced from 11 exons. The coding region runs from base 140 to 1537 and encodes 465 amino acids. Gene Ontology annotation, molecular function: calcium ion binding.